Messenger RNA from Seminavis robusta, 1747 nucleotides. The record is from the annotation of a GenBank genome assembly. Lineage: Eukaryota; Bacillariophyta; Bacillariophyceae; Naviculales; Naviculaceae.
CCUCAAGUCUGUCCCAAGCAUAAAACAGCGUCCCUCCCACCAAACAUCCAUCACCAUGCGAGUUGUGUGUCUAUGUCUUCUCUCCGUGCAUGUAGGAUGUAUUUUGUCAGCGUUGGCAGCAGAAGAAAGCCGAACAAACACUUCUGCUAAUGGUAGUAUCCAUUCGAUUCCAGGCGAACGAAUUUGGCAAACUGACAAUGAACCUGUGCCACCCAUUAGCAGCGGUAAUACCGAAUCUGCCGAAGAUGUCACUCGCAAUUUUGUCAGUGCCACCUUGGGAUCCAACAUGGUCUUGCAACGAGACCGAGAAGUGACCUUGUGGGGAUACUCUACCAAAGGAGCCAUUAUCACUACAACUUUGUUGUUGAAUACUGAAGAAUCAGCAGCGCCUCCUAUAGUACCGGUAGUACUGUCCACUACAGCCACGGGAGACGAUGGGCUCUGGCGUCAAGCCUUGCCACCUCAGGCUGCUUCUCUCGAGGCCACGUCCAUCAAGAUCAAGAGCAGCACAGGCCAAUCACAAACUCUGGAAAAUGUGCUUUUUGGAGACGUUUAUAUUUGUGGAGGACAAAGCAACAUGGUGUUCUCCAUACCUGGCGCCACCAAUGGCACGACGGAAGCCAACAAAGGUAACCGUUACCCUCAUAUCCGUGUCUUUACAGUGGGACAAAAAACGGCAUCCAAAACGCCUCUACCAGAUUUGCAAACCGUAGAACAGCCGUGGAGUGUCGCCAACAAUCACAGUCUCUACACCAAUGUGUUUUACGUCAACGGUGGAGGCUACAGUCACUUUUCCGCCGUUUGCUUCUUUUUUGGAAGGCAAGUGGCCGACGGUCUCGGAAACAAGAUCCCCAUUGGACUCAUUAGCAACAAUUGGGGUGGUACCAAAAUUCAACGGUGGCAACCGCAGAAUAAUAAUGGAGGCGACCUGUACAAUUCCAUGAUUCACCCGUACAUGGUAGGCCCCAUGGCCAUUACUGGUUUUACAUGGUAUCAAGGAGAAGCCAAUGCGGGUGGUAGUAGUAAAGCUGCCGACGAAUACAGUCAUUUAUUUCCCCAACUGAUUCAAGCGUGGCGGGAUGGGUUCCAGGUACCGAAUGCCUACUUUGGGUUUGUGCAACUGUCCACGUGGUGUCCUCCUGCACAACCUCAAUCGGUGGCGGAAUUGAGACAAGCUCAAAUGGCCGCCAUGAGGCUGAAAAAUGUGGGAUACAGUACCAAUGCCGACAUGGGAUUUGGAUGUAAUAUUCAUCCACCCAAAAAGCAGUAUUGUGGCCGUCGACUGGGCAAUUCCGCAUUGGCCAUUCAGUAUGGUCAGCCAAUCCACUGGAAGUCGCCGUCCUAUUGCAAAGUAACGACAAUUUCGGAACUCGAUCUGCUAGUAGAAAGUCGCAAAGAGAAUUCCAAUGAUGGACGCUUGUCGGUGGUGGUUCAUUUUCAAGAUGUUUCCAGUGACGGGCUGUACAUGCUAGAAACAUCAUACAAUGCACAGGUAAAGGGGUUUACAUGCCAAGGCAAACCUGCCGGAACUUGUGCCGGAGCAGCAGUGCUGUUGAAUGGCCAGGGAUGGGUGAACGCUGCAAUCUCCAUCACGGGCAACGACAGUGUUACUUUGACAGCUCCCGCGGGGUACUCCACCAAGGAUUCUAUCAUUGCCACGUCCUAUGGAUGGGGUUCUGUUCCUCUGAUGACACUGUACGAUAAAGGCACCGACCUGCCCGUGCUACCCUGGAAGGAAAAGAUCUAA